AUGUCGCAGUACAUUCCUCAGAUUUCCUCUCAAUCCCUUUCGGAUAAGAUUGUUCUCAUUACUGGCGGCGCCAAUGGUAUUGGUGCAAGUCUCGUAGAGCAAUGUUUAGAAAGCGGGGCCAAUGUUUGCUUUGGUGAUCUCGACAACAUCGAGGGCGAGCGCCUGUUGAGAAAAUGUACUGAGAAUUUCCCUCCGGACGCGCCCGGCCAGCCCCCACGGGUAGUCUUCCAAUCCACCGAUGUCACCAACUACCAGUCGGUCUUGGGAUUGUUCGACUUGGCUUUCCACACAUACACGCGUAUUGACCAUGUGGUUUCUGCUGCCGGUAUUGUGGAGAUUGGAAACUGGUUCGACUUUGGACUCACCUUGCAGACGAUCCGCCAGGCACCAACCCACAAAGUCCUGGAUGUCAAUCUUAUUGGCUCCAUGUAUGUUGCCCGCAUUGCAUCCGUAUACCUUCGCCAUAACCGCGGCCCCGGCGCCGACCGAUCUAUCCUGCUUUUCUCAUGCUCUUCUGGCUUCAAGGAUAGUCCUUCCUUGUUUGUCUACCAGGCCUCUAAGCACGGCGUGGUAGGCCUUAUGCGCUCUCUACGCAGUUACAUCAAUUCGCCUUACAAGCAUAACAUUCGCAUUAACACGGUGUGUCCGUGGAUGACUGAGACCGAAACCAUCAAAAAGAUCGAACAACAGUGGAAGCAGGCUAGCCUGCCCACAAACAGCCCUAAGGAUGUCUCAAACGUCGCAGCUAGUAUGCUGGCCGAUUCAAAACUCAACGGUCAAUCUAUGUUUGUUGAAGGUGGGCGGGCUUGGGAGAUUGAGCAAAACAUCGAACGCCUCGAAGCAGAGUGGUUGGGUGCAGGACCUUCUAAAUCUCUAGCAGCUGGACAAGAGUUGCUUGACGAUGGCUCGGUCUGGACAGCUACUCCCCGUAAGAGGAGUAGUAUCUCUGUCGACGGUGUGCCCCCUGGUGUUCCGCUUGCUAAGAUCAAUGGCAUUUAUCACAAGAAUAGCUUCUCCAAUGGCGUGACAAAUGGACAUACGAAUGGUAUCACCAAUGGAGUCCACUAA
This is a messenger RNA of Penicillium angulare, 1068 nucleotides long. RefSeq names its product putative 3-hydroxyacyl-CoA dehydrogenase. The record is from RefSeq and is a predicted model, not a curated record. The transcript is spliced from 3 exons. NCBI's taxonomy places the organism in Eukaryota, Fungi, Ascomycota, Eurotiomycetes, Eurotiales, Aspergillaceae. Gene Ontology annotation, cellular component: cytoplasm. Bases 1 to 1068 code for a protein of 355 amino acids. Gene Ontology annotation, molecular function: oxidoreductase activity, acting on the CH-OH group of donors, NAD or NADP as acceptor.